This is a messenger RNA of Syzygium oleosum, 1610 nucleotides long. RefSeq names its product exonuclease V, chloroplastic. The coding region runs from base 140 to 1390 and encodes 416 amino acids. NCBI's taxonomy places the organism in Eukaryota, Viridiplantae, Streptophyta, Magnoliopsida, Myrtales, Myrtaceae. The record is from RefSeq and is a predicted model, not a curated record. Gene Ontology annotation, biological process: interstrand cross-link repair. Gene Ontology annotation, molecular function: single-stranded DNA 5'-3' DNA exonuclease activity. Gene Ontology annotation, cellular component: nucleus. The transcript has 7 exons.
UCCUCCCGCACAAGAGAAGAAGAAGCCACGAUCUCACUCAACCUGUACCCCCGCGCCCCCACGAAACGCCCAACUUCCCGGCGAUUCCAACGGUCAACUCCCUCCACGACGCGGGGCUCGGUCGCCCCGGUUGCGGGAAAUGACCGAUUCGCCACCCGAGCCCGCGCCCUAUAAAGACCCCGAGCACCGCCGCAUCCUCCCCCACCGCCGCGCCGCUCCUCCUCCCGAGGAGAUCCCGAUCGAGAUCGUGAGCGACGACGAGAUGGCGCUCCUCGAAACCGCCCUGGCCGCCGCCGCCGCCCGCGUCUCUCUCGCCGGAAAGGCUCUGUCCCCUCCCGGGUUCCGGAGGAGCGCGCGGUCCGUCGGGUCCGUCUCGGCCGUCUCCGGGAGGGGGCCGUCGGGCGGGUCGGAAUCCGACUUCGAGGACUUUGGGAGUCAUCGCGGAGGUCCGACGGGGAAGGACGGGGAAGGAGAGGCUCGGUCGUUGUUGGAACGGUUCAGGAGGAAGAAGGGCUUGUCUGUCACUGAUAUUACCCGCACGGAAUGGUGUGAAAAGCAGAUGGAGUUUGAUCUCCUUGUUGGGAAGAGGAGAACUACAAAAGCUAUGAAAGCAGGUACUGCUCGCCAUGAGAAGCUUGAACAAGAGGUUGUUAAAAAGGUUAAAGUUCGCGUAAAAUCUCCUGAAGAUAGUUGGGCUACCAGAUUAAUGAACUUUAUAACAGGUGUAAAUCAACUGUUGUUUGAAGGGUUAACUCGUGAAUUGCCAAUAAUGUGCUUUUUACAAGAUAUUUGUAUGGUGGGAGUGAUUGAUGAGGUUCGAAUGCCUGUCUGUGGAACCGAGAGAAACCCAAUACUGGUGGACAUCAAAACUCGUGUCCGAAAUUCACUUCCAGCUGAACCACAGAGAAGAAAUGGACGGUUUCAGUUGAUGUGCUACAAGCAUAUGUGGGAUUUGUCAGUGGGCAAGAACUUCCCCAGUAAACAAUUCUUCGAUUAUUUUAAUUUGAACCCUCUUCGUAUUUUAUCUGAAGAUAUCAGGGAGAAUGUUGCUAAUGCAGGUUUUCCUGCAGAGAACCUUGAUGACAUAUUGAGAUACUACAGGAACACAUGUCCAAUGCUACCUAUGGCUAACGAUCAGCUGUUACUGAGGUAUGAAUUACAAAAAGAUCAUUCAGUGCUUGGCGAAGAUCUGUUCGCGUACGAUCCAGACUGGUUUGAGAAUGAAAUCGGGACUCGUCUCGAGGUCUGGCGUGGCGAACGUGAAGCGACGUACACUCCCGAGCAGGAGCGUUGGAAAUGCAGCUUCUGCGAAUAUGCUUCGUUAUGUCCCGUGCGGGACAUCGAUGAUGCGACUUCUGGAUCUGUAGAUUCCCGUCAGGGCAGAACAUGAUGUUAAAGAGGAAUGUAGUUCUGUCAUGCCAUGUUCCCUACAGAGAAGCUGCUUUUUUCGAGCUUCUUUGUUCCAUGCCUGCUUGCUGGGUGCAGUCUUAGAGUCGCCUUCUCCGGGCUUUGUUAAUUUAGCAAUUACUUGUAUUUAUCGUGUAAUGAUCAGUUAAUAGUUGUUGUGCAAUUUUUAAUUCAUUUAUCCAGUAUUAGUUAUUUUUUCGCGA